This is a messenger RNA of Naumovozyma dairenensis CBS 421, 1308 nucleotides long. RefSeq lists its product as uncharacterized. Gene Ontology annotation, molecular function: NADP binding; NADPH dehydrogenase activity; FMN binding. The record is from RefSeq and is a predicted model, not a curated record. NCBI's taxonomy places the organism in Eukaryota, Fungi, Ascomycota, Saccharomycetes, Saccharomycetales, Saccharomycetaceae. Gene Ontology annotation, cellular component: intracellular anatomical structure. The coding region runs from base 1 to 1308 and encodes 435 amino acids. The transcript has a single exon.
AUGUAUAUUUCUAAACCACCUCUUCAACCGCUGAGCGCAGUAAAAACAAUUGUGAUGAGUUAUAAUACAAAAUCAUCAGUAAAGGCUUCUUCAAAAGUUCCAUAUUUUUUUCCUGAGCAGCCAAUCCUUGGCAAGUUCAUCAAAUUCAAAGAUAAUACUAAAAGUGAUACUGGACGAGGACAAAACAAUGAAACCCUUCCCCCUAGGUUGUUCCAACCUUUCAAAAUAAAAAAUUUAACAGUACCGAAUAGAAUAGCUGUAUCACCUAUGUGUCUGUAUUCCACAUCAAAAAUUGAAAAUUAUAAACCUACAAAUUUCCAUCAAAUUCAUUAUGGCGCUUUAUCAUUAAAAGGUCCAGGUCUCAUUAUUGUUGAAUGUACAGCAGUCUCACCUAGGGGAUUGAUCACUCCCAAUGAUCUUGGGUUAUGGUCCUACGAACAAGCUAUUGAACAUCGAAAUAAGAUUGUGAAUUUCGCUCAUGAUUGUAAUUCUUUAAUUGGUAUACAACUGGGGUAUCUAGAUAAUUUACACGUCGGGGAAGGGCGUGAAACAAAACAAGAUUCUACUUCAUUCGAUGAUUUAUUGGAAUCAAUUAGGAAAGAAUGGACGGAUUCCGCUAAAUUGGCAAUUGAUGUGGCUAAGUAUGAUUUUAUUGAGAUUCAAGGGGAUCAUGGUCAUAUAUUUGACUCAAUAAAUAAUAUAGAUAAUAAUACACCAUUAAAAUUAGCCUCGAAUGAUAAUGCUAAGUUCUGUCUUGUGUUAAAAAUCAUUGAUUCAAUUAGAUCAGUGAUUCCAAAACAUGUACCGUUAUUUUAUAGAAUGUCAGCAUCACAAAAAGCACCACAAAAAGAAAAAGGUGCUAAGGACCAUGAGAAACUCUGGGAUUUUGAUGAUACGAUAGAAUUUGCCAUUAAGUUGGCCGAGCAUGAUGUUCAAGUAAUUGAUAUAACUGGUGGGUUUUACAAUUUUAAUAGUCAAACUGAGAAGAUCAAUGCGAAAAGGAUGUUUAUGAAAAGAUUGAGAACAUCCAUAUUCAGGAAGAAUUUGUCAAUGUUAGUGACUGGUCCAGAAAAUCUUGAAACUAGUCAGGAAGCUGAGCAAGUGUUGAGUCCAAUGAGAGAAGGUAAAAAGAAGGAAGGGGGGGAAGAUGAUGAUAAAAUCCAAGACUUUCUAAUUAUUGGUCAACCAUUUUUGAGGAACAGUUCUUUAGUAACGGAGUGGGCUGACGAAUUGAAUUGUAUUAUUUCACAACCUGUUCAAUACUCAUGGGGAUUUUAUCCUUCUAAUGACUAUAAGGAAAAGAAAUAA